AUGCUUUCCUCAACUGUGAAGGCACCCGUUGCAUGUCUUGUUGUUCUUUUCUUCCUGAUACAUGCUUAUUUUGUGUCCAUCGUUGACGGUCAAAAUCCAACAGUCAACAUUUAUGUUUCAAAUGCCAACGGUUUGGACACUAACAAUGGAACCUCGUCAUUAUGGCCUUUGAAAACCCUUUCCAAAGCUGCAUCUGUUGUUCAAUCUUCAAAGAAUUCACUCUUUGUGAACACAACAUUUACUGUCUUAAUUGACGAUGGACGAUAUUUUGUUCCGAAUGGGCUGAUUAUUCCUGCUUCUGCCAAGCUCAAUAAUCAAUACUCUCCAGUCAUUUGGAAACCAGGGAAGGAAGAUGGCAACGUUCGAAUUACUGGUGGCCUUCCACUUGCUCCCUCUUUUUGGCAAGUAGUGACUGUUGCCAAUAAUCCAUCUGUAUAUAACAUGCUUCCAACAGUGGCACAAGGAAAGGUUCUUUCAUGCAACCUGACCUUGGCAGGACUUUCCAAAUCUCAAAUAUUCCAAUUUGUGAAAACAGGAUAUUCCAAAAAGUUUGUGAGCUCUGGCAAUGAAUUAUUUUACAAAGGAAAAGCUCAAACUGUUGCGAGAUUUCCAAACAAGUUUCCGAACGGAGAAGAUCAAUUUUUACGUUUUACAGGAACGAACGGAGUGAAUACCUUUCAAUUUAAUAGCACAGUAUCUCAUAAUCGAUUCAAAUGGUCUCUUGAAAGGAGUCCUUAUGCAUUUUCGUUUUUCUAUCAUGAUUGGGCUGAUUCUACUGAAGAUUUGAAAUUUAUUACUCAAGACGGUUUUGCAGAAUUGAAUGUUAAUGUGACCUAUGGAAUUAGAAGCAACCAACGAUUUUAUCUGGUGAAUUUUUUAAGCGAGCUUGAUCAACCUGGUGAAUAUAUAUUGCAAGAUGAUGUGAUAUAUUAUUGGCCAGCAGGACCAAUUGUUGAGCAAGACGAUAUUAUCAUUUCAACAGCAGAUCAUUUAAUCAAUGUUCAAGCUCAUGCUCAACAGUUUCAAUCUCUUCGUAUUGAAAUGACUCGAGGCUAUGCAAUACGUUCAUUCAAAGUCGAUUACACGGUUGUUCGUUCCUCUACCAUUUCAAAUACUGGAAGUAGAGGCGUUGCGUUUGAUUUUUGUACUGGAUGUCAGUUUAUUUCGAACCAUGUUUUUGAGACUGGUCUUGGGGCUGUGUAUAUAUUCGGAGGAGAUCGUAUCACAUUGACUCCUAGUGGAAUUCUUGUUUAUAAUAAUAUUAUUUACAAUUUUACGAGAAAUGGUAAAGCCUAUAGAGCGGGGGUGGAAUUGAAAGGUGUUGGAGUGACAGUCAAAAAUAAUGAAAUUUUCAACGCGGACCAUGCAGCAAUUAUUUGGGAAGGAAACAAUCAUGAUUUUGCCUAUAAUUAUAUUCAUGACGUUUGUAAGACCACUGGUGAUUCAGGUGCUGUGUAUUCUUAUGCCGACUGGGCUGCACGUGGUACUGUCGUCAGAUAUAACCAUAUUGCAAGAGUGAACGGACCUGGACUAUGGGGAACCUCAGGAGUUUAUCUUGAUGAUCAACUUUCCUCAAUAACCAUGUAUGGAAAUAUCUUUAGUGCUGUUUAUAAUGGCUUUCAGUUGGGAGGUGGCAGAGACAACAUUGUUUUUGGUAACAUCUUUAUUAACAACACAACACCCAUUCACGCUGACUCGAGAGGUCUUUUGGGAGUUUAUGAUUCCACAACACGUAUGAAUCGCCUCCUUUCAUUACCUUACAACUCGAGUGAUGUUUGGAUUUCAAGUUAUCCAAAAUUGCCAAAUAUUUUAAACGAUGAACCUCAAGCUCCAAAGGGUAACUCUGUUCAAUUCAAUAUUAUAAUUGGAUCGACUUCAAAAGAUUUCAUUGUUGCAAAUUUCACCAAAUAUAGUAUUUAUGGAAACAACACUUUUAAAUUGCCAGAGUCCAUAUUUGUGGACGCACAGAAUGGAAAUUUCACACUGUUGCCCAACUCAACCAUUGCUCGAAUGCUGAAUUAUACACAAAUUCCGUUCAAUGAUAUUGGAUUGGUGUAUCCAAAGAGUGAUGUAGUGCCACCAGUUGCUCCAAGUCCAAAACUCUCAACCUCAACACCAACACAGCCCAGUCGCUCAAUACCCAAGAAAGUUUCUGCAUCCCAUCGAGCAGUUGGUCAUUUGGUAUGCUCAGUGAUUGUUAUGCUUGUUACAAUAUUUCUGAUUCGGCUUAAUUAA
Messenger RNA from Naegleria lovaniensis, 2235 nucleotides. RefSeq lists its product as uncharacterized. The record is from RefSeq and is a predicted model, not a curated record. The transcript is spliced from 3 exons. NCBI's taxonomy places the organism in Eukaryota, Heterolobosea, Eutetramitea, Acrasida, Naegleriidae. The coding region runs from base 1 to 2235 and encodes 744 amino acids.